CUCUGCCGAAAACCUCGAAACCGUUUGUGCAGUCGCUAAAAUGGCUACCCUUUGAUCACUCACUCACGCGCUCACGCACAAACGCACUCUCUCACUCACACAGAGUCGAAUUUCUCAGCAGAUAGAAAAACUGAGAAAAAUCGAUGAAUCUCCGGCCAAGAGAAAGGCAACCAUUUUCCGGGUUCACAAAAGCCGAGGUUCGAAAAAUGGAGAAAUUACUUAACGAGUCUAAAGAACAAUCUCUGGACGAGGAUUUCUUUAAGAUUUUGGCACGAAUUUUCAACCGUUCCAGUAAUCGAGCGGGAAAACCUCUUUUGAAAUGGACCGAGAUAAAAAAUUGGUUUAGUAAGAAUAAAACGGACCGUCGCUCGAAAGAUACCGAGGAGUUACCUGUUGAACCGGAAGCAGUUUCUCGGAAUAAAUCAAUUGAAACUACGGAAGGUGUGAAGGGUCACGAUAUAUCCAAUUUAGAGUUUGAAGCGAGAUCGUCGGUAGAUGGGGCAUGGUAUGACGUUGAUACGUUUCUUUCACACAGAUUCCUCGAUUCCGGAAAAAUUGAGGCUCGUGUAAGAUAUGUCGGUUUUGGAGCAGAGGAAGAUGAAUGGGUGAAUGUAAGAGAAAACGUGAGGCAACGUUCAGUUGCUUUGGAACAUUCCGAAUGCCAAAAAGUGAACGUUGGGGAUUUAGUAGUGUGCUUUCAGGAGAGACAAGAUCAAGCAAGAUACUUUGAUGCUCAUGUAAUCGACAUCCAAAGAAGAUUGCACGAUAUAAGAGGUUGCAGGUGUCUUUUCUUGAUUAGUUACGAUCACGAUAAUUCACAGGAAAGGGUGCAGUUGGGGAGAUUAUGCUGCCGGCCUAACCUGUUACUCCGGUUGGAAAAUAAUUAGCUCGUUGUAUAUAAUAAGCUCGUCUACAAAAGUCGUCUGCCUUAAAAUCUGUAUUUUUUUUAAAUUUUAUUUCGAUAGGUGAGAAAAUGAUUAGUGGGCAGUUAUAUUUAUCGAAUCGAAAGCAUCGUAUGCUCGGUUUUUUUGGUAAUGGUUACUUCGAUUUUUAAUGCAGAUUCUUUAUGAAAGC
Molecule: messenger RNA, 1074 nt
Organism: Erythranthe guttata (spotted monkey flower)
Lineage: Eukaryota; Viridiplantae; Streptophyta; Magnoliopsida; Lamiales; Phrymaceae
Product: protein SAWADEE HOMEODOMAIN HOMOLOG 1
Molecular function (GO): chromatin binding
Source: RefSeq, a predicted model, not a curated record